UGGAACGCAGUAGCUCUGUGGGCAUGGGACAUUGUGGUUGAUAACUGUGCCAUUUGCAGAAACCAUAUUAUGGAUCUAUGCAUAGAAUGUCAAGCAAACCAAGCAUCAGCUACCUCUGAAGAGUGCACAGUUGCAUGGGGCGUCUGCAAUCAUGCUUUCCACUUCCACUGCAUCUCUCGCUGGCUCAAAACUCGCCAAGUAUGUCCACUAGACAACAGGGAAUGGGAGUUCCAAAAGUAUGGACACUAGAGAGAUGGUGACCACGCUUCUUGUUAUGUCGUCAGCCUCAGUUGUUUGUGUCACUAUGGGUUUGUUUUAGCAACUUGAAAAAUCAGUAAUGUAUACAAUUCUUCUUUAAUCUUAAUUUCUCCCUGUUGUAUACCAUUGAAUAAAAUCUUGCUGGAGCUUCC
This is a messenger RNA of Fulmarus glacialis (Northern fulmar), 410 nucleotides long. It is a transcript of the gene RBX1, whose product is annotated as ring-box 1, E3 ubiquitin protein ligase. The record is from RefSeq and is a predicted model, not a curated record. The transcript has 4 exons. Gene Ontology annotation, cellular component: cullin-RING ubiquitin ligase complex; nucleus. Gene Ontology annotation, biological process: ubiquitin-dependent protein catabolic process; protein ubiquitination. The annotation marks the transcript as partial. Gene Ontology annotation, molecular function: cullin family protein binding; zinc ion binding; ubiquitin protein ligase activity. NCBI's taxonomy places the organism in Eukaryota, Metazoa, Chordata, Aves, Procellariiformes, Procellariidae.